Messenger RNA from Lycium ferocissimum, 1830 nucleotides. RefSeq lists its product as uncharacterized. Bases 455 to 1390 code for a protein of 311 amino acids. The transcript has 4 exons. The record is from RefSeq and is a predicted model, not a curated record. NCBI's taxonomy places the organism in Eukaryota, Viridiplantae, Streptophyta, Magnoliopsida, Solanales, Solanaceae.
ACAAAAAUAUCGGUUUCACUUGUUGAUUAAAAUAUAUUAAACCCUUAUUAUUUUUUUUGGGUGUUCGUUACUACAUUAUUGAUUGCUUCUCUUCUCAUCUACCCUUCUUCUUCUUCUUCCUUCAUCGUUCACUCAUUAGCAUCCAAAUUUAUUUCUCUAACGUUUGUAUGUGUGUAUAUGUAAUAAAUAAAUGUGUCUGUCAUAUACAUAACACACUUAAAAAAAAUCUUUACAAGAAACGCACUUACAAUUCUUCCCAAUAAUCCCCACCUUUUCCUAACCCUUUAUUAAGGCUUAAAUUACUUUUUGGGGAAAACCCCAUUUGGGUUUUUGGAUUCUUGAUUGUAAUUGUAAUCAAAUUCUUGAUUAAUUUGGGAAACCCCAUUUGGGUUUUGUGAUUCUUGAUUGUAAAUUUGGUAUUUUUGGAUUGCUGAUUUUUUGUUUGUGUGGUGAUAUGACGUUUAUUGGGAAUGAUGAUGAAGAAGGGGUAGUGGUGGUUGUGCCAGCACCUUUGUUAGGGUUGGUUAGGGAAGAUCCAAAAGGUGAUUAUGUAAAAUUACGUGGAGAUGAUUUGGAGGAGAAUAAUACUAAUAAAGGUUUUGUUAGGGGUUGUAUGGGUGGUUCAUCUUCAGGUGAAGGGAAUAGUAAAUGUUGGUCACUUUGGUGGUGGGCUAAGUUGGUAAUACUUCUUGUUUUUGUGGGAAUAUUGGCUGCUGUUUUUCUUAAAUGGGUUGGUCCCUUUUUCAUGGAUAAGGAGAUUAUUCCCAUACUAAAUUGGGAGACCAGAACAUUCAGUACUCCAGUACUAGCAGUGCUAGUUUAUGCUUCUGUGGCACUUUUUCCCACCCUGCUUAUACCUUCCACUCCCUCCAUGUGGGUAGCUGGGAUGACGUUCGGUUAUGGUUAUGGUUUUCUACUUAUCAUUGGAGCAGUUCCUAUUGGUGUAUCUCUUCCUUAUUUCAUAGGUCAUCUUUUCCAUCACAGAAUCCAAAGCUGGAUAGAAAGAUACCCCAAGAAUGCUUCUGUUAUUAGACUAGCUGGUGAAGGGAAUUGGUUUAAUCAGGUUCGAGCUGUCGCAUUAAUCAGGGUUUCCCCUUUUCCGUACAUGGUGUAUAAUUACUGUGCUAUGGCAACUGGAGUCAAGUAUGGUCCUUAUUUGCUGGGGACACUCAUUGGCAUGGUUCCAGAAAUAUUUGUUACAAUUUACACUGGCAUCCUGAUAAAGACACUUGCAAAUGCUUCGCAAGAGCAACGUUUUUUAUCAGCUCCACAGAUUGUUCUUAAUGUUAUUGGCUUUAGUUUCACUUUUGCUACGACCGUGAUGAUCACUGUAUAUGCAAAAAGGCGGCUCAAGCAACUGCAGACAGACGAGGAGCUAUUGCUACAAUAAGCUUCUGCUUUGUUACAGUGUCUGGACAGGUGAAAAAAGGAAGGGAAAGGGGAUCUUAGAGAUUCUUUGCUGACCGAGAUGGUCAUUUGCAUCCUUCAAGAAUCUUUAUCGCUGCGUAGGAUUUUUUCUGCUCAUCACCUUAUAGCGGAAGUCAAUCGACAAUUAUUUUGUCACUUUGGUUUUAUUAGCUGCACCAAUCGUGGACUAUUGCAAGGAAGUUGAAAGCCAGGAAACUAACAUAACUGACAUACACAGGGAGCAGUCACUCAUUCAAGGCUGUCUCAUAUUGUUUGAUCAUCAUUGUACAUAAUUGAAUAACCCAAUUAUGGGUAAAACAGAAUUAAGGUCAGAGUAUUUGAAGAAUGAGUGCUUGGGAGUGACAGACAUAUGCUUGAUUAAACAUUGCUAUUUCUGUAGAUAAUGAAGAAAAUUUUGGUCUA